This is a messenger RNA of Cydia splendana, 3311 nucleotides long. RefSeq names its product UTP--glucose-1-phosphate uridylyltransferase (gene UGP). Gene Ontology annotation, molecular function: UTP:glucose-1-phosphate uridylyltransferase activity. Gene Ontology annotation, cellular component: cytoplasm. The transcript has 9 exons. The coding region runs from base 89 to 1654 and encodes 521 amino acids. Lineage: Eukaryota; Metazoa; Arthropoda; Insecta; Lepidoptera; Tortricidae. The record is from RefSeq and is a predicted model, not a curated record. Gene Ontology annotation, biological process: glycogen metabolic process; UDP-alpha-D-glucose metabolic process.
AAAAUCGCGAAGCGCGCUCCGCGGUCCGCUCGGCUCGGCGUGCACGAACUGAUAAUAAAACACUCGUGUUUUAUAAUAUCCAGUGAUAAUGGCAGAAACGGCAGAUUUAAAUAAGAAGGCGAAUGACAACCGGCUGAGACCUGCGAUCCGCAGUCAUCAACGAACCCCCUCCGGCUCUCGCGACUUCAAAGAGGCCACAAAACGAGAUGCCCUCGCAAGAGUAGAAGUGGAACUUGACAGGUUACUGGCAACGUUACCUGAGGCCCGCAAACCAUUGGUCACUAAGGAGUUCCAGGGGUUUAAGAAUCUCUUCAGCCGGUUCCUUGCUGAACAGGGCCCAUCAGUAACAUGGGAAAAGAUCGAGAAACUCCCAGAGGGCGCGGUCAUCGACUACGGCUCCCUCGAGACCCCAACCACAGACAAUAUCCACCACAUGUUAGACAAACUUGUGGUGGUCAAGCUGAAUGGUGGUCUGGGGACCUCUAUGGGUUGCAAGGGGCCGAAGUCUGUCAUACAAGUGAGGAACGAGCUGACGUUCCUGGAUUUGACUGUGCAGCAGAUUGAGCAUCUGAACAAAACCUACAAAUGCAACGUACCCCUCGUCCUAAUGAACUCAUUCAACACCGACGAAGACACCCAAAAGGUCAUCCGCAAAUACAAGGGCUUGAAGCUGGACAUACACACAUUCAACCAGUCUUGCCAUCCGCGUAUUAACCGGGAAUCUCUACUGCCUGUGGCGAAGGAUGGACACGUUUAUAAUGAUAUUGAAGCCUGGUACCCACCCGGUCACGGCGAUUUCUACGAGUCUUUCCACAAUUCCGGCCUCCUCCAGAAGUUCAUCAAAGAAGGCCGUACCUACUGCUUCAUCAGUAACAUUGACAACCUGGGCGCCACUGUCGACCUCAACAUCCUCAACUUGCUCCUCAACCCAAAUCAUCAACAGCCUGUCAACGAGUUCGUUAUGGAGGUAACCGACAAAACCAGAGCGGACGUCAAGGGAGGCACCCUCAUCCAAUACGAGGACAAACUCCGCCUCCUCGAAAUCGCCCAAGUGCCCAAAGAGCAUGUCGACGACUUCAAAUCAGUCAGCCAGUUCAAAUUCUUCAACACCAACAACUUAUGGGCCAAACUCGACGCCAUACAAAGAGUCGUCGAACAAGGCUCUUUAAACAUGGAAAUAAUAGUUAAUAACAAGCAUUUAGGCGAUGGUUUGAACGUUAUCCAACUUGAAACUGCUGUAGGUGCAGCUAUGAAAUGCUUCGAAGGAGGAAUAGGCGUGAACGUACCUAGAUCUAGAUUUUUACCUGUGAAAAAGACCUCAGAUUUGCUGCUAGUCAUGUCUAACUUAUACAGCCUGUCGCACGGGUCUUUAGUUAUGUCAGAGCAGAGGAUGUUCCCGUCCACGCCGCUUGUGAAGUUGGGGGACAACCAUUUCGCGAAAGUGAAGGAGUUUUUGAACAGGUUCGCGACGAUACCGGAUCUGAUUGAGUUGGAUCAUUUGACGGUGUCUGGGGAUGUUACUUUUGGAAGAGGAGUUUCUUUGAAGGGCACGGUGAUCAUCAUAGCGAACCACGGCGACCGCAUCGACAUACCAUCCGGAGCUGUUCUUGAGAAUAAGAUCGUUUCUGGCAACCUUCGCAUCCUGGACCACUAACUUAUCGCACAUAGUGCACCUUCUUUCCGAAACCAGAGACCAGUUAAUGAUAUAAACUACCUCUCGCCAGUAUCGAUAUUUUGGAAGACAAAAUCAUCUUCGUCAAUCUGCGCUUACUAGACCAGUAACUAUUCGUAUUUCUGCAACACUACAGACCAGAAGAAAAGUAACAUGGAGUAUCAAGCCUUAAGGUACGUCUAGAUAUGGCGAAUGUACUGCGAACGCCUCACCAAGGUUCACUAAUUACUUGCAUUACAGAUGUAGUGCAUAAAUGUUUUCCAUCGUAUUUUCUCGGAAACGUUCGUAUUUGUCAUGCUACUUCAGUCAAGCUCAGUACUUUUAUACCGAGACUGACUGAAAUAGCAAGACACGUUCGUACGUUUCCGUAGAAUAAUUAUGCACUACUUACAUCCGUACGUAGUAUGAUAUGAAGCGCGCCUGCAGUGCGCGAAAGAUUCGCGAAUGUCGCGUUAGCGGGCAUAUUAUUCGUCAGAUCUGGACGCGACCUUUUAUUUUAUAACGUUAGUAUAUACUUAAUGCUUAUGUAAUGAAAUAAGGAUAAUACCGCGUUAUUUCAAACGUUUGUUAUAGUAAUUUUAUAUUGUUCGAUGUUUUAACCUUAUAGGUUAAUAGGCGAAUAAGAACUUGGAUAUACAAUAAACAUUUGGGGUGUUUAUACAUUUACUUCCAAAUGUGGUAGAUACCUAUACGGUUUUUAGUCUCGACAGUAUGUUAACACGGUCUUAUCACUUAUCUUAUAGUAAUAUAUUCCACAUAACUAUUUAUCUGUUAAGAGAUUAUCUAAGAUCUUUAAAUAGGAAAUACGUCACGUCAUGUUUACAACUAGUCUAUAGGUAACUAACUGCGAAAUCAUGUAGAUUCGGAAUUAUGUUAAGUGUUAAGUAUUUAUAUUAUAUUAUGUCAAUUAUUUGCUCGCAUUCUUUCUAAUAUUUGCUCAGUAAAACGGUAUUUUGCAAGUUAGAUUAGUAUUUGAUUAUGUACCCCAUAUUUAUACUGACAUAAAUAGUACUUAUAUAUUAUACAUAUAAUUUCAGACAUAAUGUAUUGUUGCUUUAAGAUCAGUCAAUGAAAAAUCCAGGAUACCUUAUGUUGUAGAGAAUAAGAUACUUUUUUGUAGUUUAUCUUUAUUUUAAAGUCGAUAUAAUCGCAUUAUAUUCUAAGCUUGCAUAAUAUCCAAUAUGUAUUGUAGUUAUUGUAAAUUGCCAAAAAUAAAUUUAUUUUGCACGUUUUUAUUAGCAUUGUCUAUUUUUAAGAUUUUUAUCACAAUAGUUUUAAACAAAUGCUGUAUUUAUGGCUUGUGGAACGGGCCAACAAUGUUAUUAUGUUAUUUAAUUUUUCUACUUAUUUGUAGAUUAGAGCUGUAUUUGAUAUUAGCAUUGUGUCAUGAAUUGUUCAAUUGUUGUAGUAAACUGUUGAAAAAAAAAGUUUGUUUAAUAUUUCCUUGAUAAACAUUCUAUCCAAAGAAUAUAAUAAUAUAUAUUCUAUCUCUCUCUGAUAGGUCACUAGAUGGCGUUAUCCAUAAGCGGAUGUCAAAACGAGAAAUGUUACAACUGGAGAUGUACUGUCGUUAUUAUGAUACGUGUCUUUGACACAAAGUGGGAUAGGUAUGUUAGUAAAAUAAAGCUUAGUAAUAUAA